AUGUUUACUUGGGAUGGUGCUGGUAAUCAACCUCCGAUGAUUACCAUUGCUCAACGACUCACAAAGCAAGGUCAUAAGGUGUCCGUUGCUGGCUAUGAUAGUCAGAGAAGCCGCUUUGAGAAGCGAGGAAUCCGGUUCAUUCGUAUGGAGCACACGCACGCAAUGGUGGUAGCAAGCAGCUCGACAGGACUCGAUCGAAUGAUUGAUACAGCCUGGUGUUGCACGGCACAACUGAAGGAUGUUGCUACGUUGGUAGAACGAGAACAACCUGACCGUAUUAUUGUGGACUGUAUGAUGUAUGGAGCUUUAGCUGCUGUGGAGAAGAGUGCAGAGAUGACAAAAAUCUCCUACAUCUUAGUACAUACCAUUCCUGGCGGUAUAAGCCCACCAGGUGGACAACUAGAAUCAUGGGCUAUGAGCUCUGCUAAUGAAAUGAGAAUUGCUGAGGGUCUUGAGCCUGUCAAAGAACUGUGGGAUACUUGGAAAUGGGCAGAGGGAAGAUCGGUAGGCCGAGCAUUGGUCACUAGCGUUCCUGAGUUAGAUCCACUUGCUCCUCGUCUUAGCCAUUCUCUGUACAGAUGGAUAGGUCCACAAGUAGAAGAUACACCUCCUUCUGGAUGGAUUAAUCCCUGGGCUCAAGAUGACCAACGGCCUUUUAUUUUAGUCUCCUUCAGCACAGACCCGUUCUUUGAUGGUAUAAGUAGGAUGCAGAGAACAUUGACAGCAUUAGCCGAUCAAACGAAGUACCGUGUCUUAGUUACCACUACUGUGACAUCCAUGGAGAAAAUAGAUGCUCCCAACAAUGCAAUUAUCGUUGAGCAAAUUCCACAUUCAGAAAUCCUGUCGCUCGGUGUGGAUGUUGUGGUCACUCAUGCUGGUCAUGGCACUGUAAGUAUCGCUUUGCGAUAUGGCGUACCCCUAGUAUGCCUCCCGUUUGGAGCCGAUCAACCAGUAAUAGCACAACAUGUGGAACAAAUUGGAGCAGGAAUUGCCUUAAAUGGGGAUGAAGCCACAUCUGAACAAAUUCGCGAUGCAGUGGAACGUUGUGUCAGGGACUCUUCCUUCAAAAUCCAAGCAAAGAAAAUGAGUUCAACUAUUGUUCAUGUGCUGACUGAGGGAUUCUGUAUUGAGUAA
Molecule: messenger RNA, 1134 nt
Organism: Adineta steineri
Lineage: Eukaryota; Metazoa; Rotifera; Eurotatoria; Adinetida; Adinetidae
Source: the annotation of a GenBank genome assembly